AUGGAAGACACUCGAGGCUACGUUGUCUUCACAUAUCCUGACGAAAGCCCUGAUUCCAUUUCCACGGCUUCCAAAUGGGAUUAUUACUGUUUUGUCUAUCAGUGCUCCUCUUUGUUCGAGUUUUGCACAAAACAGUUUAUUAAUCUAUUUCAAACGAUGCUAGGAUAUUUUUGGAAAACUGACAAAGGUUACCUGCUUAAUCACGAUGUUUAUGAACUAUGCUCGCUUGUUAAACUGAGAACAAAUUUUGAUGAUAAUUGGUUCGUGGUUCUUUUUUCUGUGGAAUGCGGAAGAUUUUCUGCGAGAACUACUCACAACGUACCCAAAAUUACUUGUGGAAUAGCCUGUGAAUUGGGGAAGGGUGUUCAAAACAACGCCUCACUUUUUAACAUUUUUUGCAAAGUAGAUUUAAGUGAUGAACCUCAACAUUGCGUGAAUUAUGUUCUCGAGGACGAUCUGCUCCUCAUUGUAGAUUUCAACAUAAUCGAGUGCCACCUUUCACUACUACUUAAAUGUCUCCGUUUGUGGCUAAUACUAAAAAAAGAAAACAGAGCUUCCACCCUUUUUGAUCUAAAGCUGGAAAAAAAGAUGUUUUGUUAUUUUCGGGAGGAAAAUUUGUUUAAACGUAUGCUAUCAUUGUUCCCUGAAUGUACACAGGAUGUUGCUAUGGCAGCGAUCGCAACGCUCUCUAUUGUUGGCCAACUUGGUUGA
Messenger RNA from Echinococcus granulosus, 711 nucleotides. RefSeq lists its product as hypothetical. The coding region runs from base 1 to 711 and encodes 236 amino acids. The record is from RefSeq and is a predicted model, not a curated record. The transcript has 5 exons. NCBI's taxonomy places the organism in Eukaryota, Metazoa, Platyhelminthes, Cestoda, Cyclophyllidea, Taeniidae.